GCAGCAGCAGCAACAAGUUCCCUGCAUCACAAAGUUUCCUGCAACACAAAGGUUCCUCAACAGAAAGUUUAAUGGCUAAAUACAAGCCCAAGCCCUGGCUGGUGUGCUGCCUCAUCUUGGUCGGUUUGCUUUGCGCGGUCGCUCUCGUGUGCCUGUGCGUCGUGUCACUGUUGGAGAAAAAGUAUCCCGAAGGCACCUUUACGCACGCGGCUGUUUCUGCAGACUCGCGACCCUGCUCCGAGAUUGGCAGGGACAUCCUCAAGAAGGGGGGGUCAGCAGUAGAUGGCGCCAUUGCAGCUCUUCUGUGCACAUCUGUGGUCAACCCUCAUAGCAUGGGAAUUGGAGGAGGAUCUAUUGUCACCAUUAGAAAUAAAAAUGGAAAUGUCACAGUGUACAACUUCAGAGAGACCGUCCCACAAACUUUCAAAAGAAACCUGUUAAAAGACUGUCCCAAGAAAAAAAUGGGAUUGAUCACAGGCCCUCAGUGGAUCGGCGUCCCUGGAGAGUUGCGGGGCUACGAGGCAAUGCACAAACAUUAUGGGAAGCUGCCGUGGGCCAAGCUGUUUGAGCCAACAAUCAGACUGGCCAAGGAGGGCAUCCCUAUGCCACAGUUUCUGGGAAAAAUCUUGAAAUAUCCCCUAUUGAAAUCACAUGUGGAAAGCACAUCUAUCUGUGAAGUUUUCUGUGACAAGAACAAUACGGUUCUGAGACUUGGAGACACCCUGAAGUUUCCUAAACUUGCAGAAACCAUGGAAACAAUUGCAGAGCAAGGGGCAGAGGCCUUCUACACUGGCAAGAUAGGACAUGCCUUAAUACAAGACAUAAAAGCUGCAGGCGGGACUUUGACAAUGGCAGAUCUGAAAUCCUUCAAGGUGCGGGAAAGCGCUGCAUGGACAGUUCCUUUGGGACAUAUUCAGAUGCACAUCCCUCCACCACCUGCAGGGGGCGCCCUGCUUGCCUUCAUUCUUGAAUUGAUGACAGAGUUCCCCUUGUCUCCAAACACCCUGGACAGUGACCACGAGAAGAUACUGAUGUACCAUCGUUAUAUAGAGGCAAAUAAAUUUGCUAAUGGACAAAAGAGGAGCAUUCGUGAUCCUGCCUUUGAUAACGGAAAGAGUGCGGAUCAUUUGAUUGAUCCCUCCUUCAUUCAACGCAUUAAGGGCAUGAUUAUGUCAAACCGCACACAUGACAACGCCUACUACUUCAACACCAAGCCUUCCCGGGAUCACGUUGGGACGACACACGUGUCCGUCCUGGAUGAAGAUGGACUGGCUGUCUCCGCCACCAGCACCAUAAACCACCUAUUCGGCGGAGGCAUUUACUCCCGACAAACAGGAAUCAUCCUCAACAAUGAGCUGUCUGACUUCUGUGACAGAGCAGACACAGUGAGGCCAGGUGAACAGCCUCCUUCCUCAAUGACUCCUGUAAUACUGGAGAAUACAAAGUCUGGAGGACUCCUUGUGAUUGGUGGAUCUGGAGGAAGCAUGAUUACCUCAGCAGUGGCCUUGUCUAUAAUAAACCGUGUGUGGCUGGGGAUGAAACUGAAAGACGCCAUUGAUGCACGCAUAGUGUUUGUUGAUUCCAAUAACAAUGUGAAUUUUGAACCCAAAUUUGACAAGACUGUUAAAGAUGGCCUCGUAGCUCGUGGACACGUACCUGGCAACAUGCCGUACUACUUUAAUGUAGUCAAUGCCGUGGAAAAGGAAAAUGGAUUUAUUGUGGCCGUAUCGGACGGCAGGAAGAUCGGGAUGUCUGCUGGAUACUGACCAUACAGAAGCACUGUCUUUCCACUAAAAUCUGCCCUAAAGACUGACUGAACCUUUAGCCUUAAGAACAAUGCUGAAAACAAAAUGUGAAGAUUUUGGUCGCUCUUGCAACAAAAUCAAUCAUGGAACUUCUAAAUUGUAUUAUGCCUUAGGUCUUCUUUUUCUGUGUUCCUAUUAGUUAAACAACUUCGUUCUCAUCAAAGUAAAAGCAAAGCUCUUUAAAUAGGCAGUGUGGCGUAAAAGAAGUCAGAUGGGGCAAGAAACCCAAGUAAUCACAGGAUCAGUUCACCUAAACUACUAAGCUAGAGUGCAGGAUUUUUACUUAAAAAAUGAACUUUUGUUACAUUCGAGCCUUGCUAAAGUUCAUAAAAUGCUAAUUAAGCCUAUCGCCGCCAGGGAAAGCUCUCUUUUCUUCCUAGUACACUGGAGUUGUGUUGUCUGUCGUGACUUUCUCAAGCUUAAGAGGGCAGAAAGGUGGGAGAGACUUUAGUAAGCAGCCAAGAGUUUGGUGGAAAAAUCCUAAGAAGCAUCAGAAAAGUUCAGAGAAAGGAUUGAAGUCAAAAAUGGUAUCGAUCGACAGCGAGGAAACAAGUUGAACUGUUUUGAGUUCUUCACUCAAACAGCUAAUGAGCGUGAAACUUCUUGACUAUUGAACAAUAGUUUGAUGAAGUAAACUCAAUGUCUACUUACUUGUUUUUUAGCUUUCAGCUGCAUCUCAUGAAAUUGUCAUGACUGUUGGAAUCUAUGGAAGAACUACCAAGUGAGCCAUUAACAAAAUAUGGUUAAUACAUUUACAUUUACCCCCAUUGAUUGCCAAAUACAUUUCAGUAACCAUCAGGACUAAAAACUGUUAUAUUGUCUGACUACUCAGGCUUUUUACCCCAUCGGCUUUCUUUUUAGCUAUGUCGUCAUGUUCCCAGAGCUCAGUAACUAACUUUGUGAGUGUGACCAACAGAAAUGGUGGACAAAACUAUGAAAAUAAGACCCAAGACCCGAUAUAUACUGUACACCACAUAUGAUGUAAACUAACGCACAAUAAGAACACCAUGAGGCUACUCUUAUCACAGCUAAGAUCUGCUUUUAUGUGCUGCAGCAAGAGAGCCAUACUGUAAAGGCAAAUCUUUCAGGUCCAACAAAACAAAACCAACCGCUAUGACGUACUUAGUCUUGUAAUAUCAAUGAAUGUUUUACUUUUCUCAGACUGAACUUUGCAACCCUGUCUAAGAACUGUUUAUUGUAGAUGAGCCAUGUAACCCUUUCAAAGUGACAUCCUGGCUGACAUGUGAGUUAAAAACUGGCAGCUGCCCAAAUGGGGACCUUUUUACUGUGACUUUAAAGAUUUUGCUGUAUGUGAAACAACUCCAUUCAUGUCCCUGAGCAUACUGUGAUCUUUGUUGAAAGAUUAAGCAAAUGCUGUAGAAUUUCAUUCAAAAAAAGUAACAAGUUGAUUUACAAUGAGCAAAAUUAUUCAAAAGUGUAUUUUUUGAAACAACCAACAUUUUUAAUUAACUUUGUAUUUUCUCUGUUUUUUUAAUGUCUAAAUAUUUUGUAAAUGAAUUAUGCAUUUGUAACUGUGUUGUCACAAUAAAACUAAACAAAAACAA
This is a messenger RNA of Centropristis striata (black sea bass), 3370 nucleotides long. It is a transcript of the gene ggt5b, whose product is annotated as gamma-glutamyltransferase 5b. Gene Ontology annotation, cellular component: plasma membrane. The record is from RefSeq and is a predicted model, not a curated record. Lineage: Eukaryota; Metazoa; Chordata; Actinopteri; Perciformes; Serranidae. Gene Ontology annotation, biological process: glutathione catabolic process; leukotriene D4 biosynthetic process; inflammatory response. Gene Ontology annotation, molecular function: glutathione gamma-glutamate hydrolase; leukotriene-C(4) hydrolase activity. The transcript is spliced from 12 exons. The coding region runs from base 72 to 1766 and encodes 564 amino acids.